CUCAGCAUGGCUGGUGGCCACGAAUACUAUUCAACGUUUGCACUAGAAUGAGACUGGGAAGUAUCAGUCUUAUAGGAUCAUAUCAGCAGUUCUCCUUGACCAAAAGAAGCAGAAUCUCGGUCUCUUCAAUUCAAUCUGCAUGGUUGUGGGGUGAGGCCUUUCUCGACUCUACACAUUCUUUAGCUCGAGUCGCUCACGUAGCUGCUGCUACGAGUCACACAAAAUUCAAAGUCUCUGGCAUACCACAAUAAUUCUGCCCUUAUAUACAUAUCCAAACCAUUCCACAUUUAGAUCAAUAAGCCAUCCGAAACAUCAUUACCAGUCUAUUACUUUGGUCUCAGGGAUUCAUAUUAAGCACGAUACGCUGUCCGUACUUUAAGAUGGCCUUAGUCCAACUUUCACCAAGCCCAUGGCACAGGGGAACUGUGGCACCUUUUCUUCAAACGGCGGAGACCAAUUCUAGAUUUCCCCUUUCCUACCAUCAGCAGAGUCAGCCCUCCAAGGAUUUGAAGGAAGAGGGCCAGAUCUUAGGAAAUGUUCUACAAACUGACUUUAGCCAAGUUGGCGGCAUAAAUGCACCCUCAGUGGAUGACUGCCCAAUCAUCGGUCUCCGUUCAGAUUCCGAAGGUAAUUCUAAUGAUUCAACAGAGGGACCUCUUGAUGAGAACAAAAUCUCUGUUGAAUCUCACCGUCUGCCCUUGGCAGAUUUAACUGAUUUUGUGACAUCAACCAUUUCACUUGUACUGCCAGCUUUUGAGGGGUCAAGCGUAUCUCUGCCAUUGAUUCCUUUCUUUAAAAUCUUUGAAGACCGGUGCGAGGUGGAUUUAGUAGGGGACAGAAGCAAAGAUUUGACAGCUACUCCGGACAUUAGAAAUUCCCCAGCUACACUUACGAUUGCUGAUUCAAUCUCUUUUGGCAUGAAUGUAAGAAGCGAAAUAAAUAGGCAGCUCUCACUUCCUUCGGAUAGUAUACAAUCACAGCACUUGGAAACCAUUUCAAAUCAAUCAUACGCAUCUCCCAGAGUCAGCACCGCUUGCAGUGCCAUUUUUGUUCCAGCUGCCCCACGCCUUGCCAAUGCAUCCAAAAAUUCAGGUCUGGGCAACAAACUAGCAUGUCGAGAGAGAAAGCGUAUCAUUUUGUCGUCGACUCGGAGACCUCCACAUGUUAAGAAAUCCAUGCAACUAUGGUUGGAAUCAACCAAUCGCUUACUGGAUCCUUUCAGAGAAGAUCAGGAAUGCUGGUUUCAUCCAGCCCCGCCACCGCCUCGUGUAACGUCCAUCGGUACAUUACGGGCUUGCGGCGGAAUGCAGAGAACUUUCUACUGGCAAGAUCAUAAUGGCAAACAUAGCCUUAAGUUAAACUUUGGUAUAGUUUCAAAAAUUCUCUUUCAUGCCAUGACAAAAUUGCAGCAAGAUGGAUUUAUUAAUAAGAAGUGGCACCUCAGCCAUCUCUGUGGUAAUUGGACAUGUUUGAAUCCGGGUCAUACUACUGUUGAACCUGGAAUUGUCAACAUUGGCAGAAACAAUUGCUUUUCCCAUAGAUGCGGCUGCAUGCAUGACCCCAAAUGCAUGAAAGAGAAGAAAGCCAAUCUAGGAGCCAACGGAAUCCCCAUUUAUCAAAAUUCUGAAGUGGUGCAAGAUGGCGGGACUAGUGCUAUCGGUGGAGGAUUCCAAGACCCGUCAAUGCAAAAUCUUGACGAACAAUCCCUCUGAUCACGAAGAAUUGCUAGUCGAUUAAUUUCGGGAAGGGGCCCGACUUCGAUAAUCCUCUGCUUGAGCAAUUAGCUUGGGGCAAAGAUGGAAGUGUACAAGCACGGGGGUGUCAUUAGAUGCGAAGCCUUGCUUGGAUGAAAGUUUUGAAUCAUUAUUUUACGGCUAGA
Molecule: messenger RNA, 1879 nt
Organism: Sclerotinia trifoliorum
Lineage: Eukaryota; Fungi; Ascomycota; Leotiomycetes; Helotiales; Sclerotiniaceae
Source: the annotation of a GenBank genome assembly